AUGUAUCAUCAAAGGGCGAAACAAAUUCGACGAGAUGAGAGGCCACUUAGUCCAACAAACACAGGUUCUGGCUAUGCUAGAUCAACAACUGAGAUACCACCAUUGCCGACAUUGAAGGCUGAUAUUCGAAAACCUUCCUUCGAUCUUUAUUCUGACUAUUAUUUGUCGAUUUUAGGUGGCGCUUUUAGACUACAUUUACAGUUAGGCCUAAAUGAGGACUCGGACCCCCUGGCAGUAUUGACAGUAGCAGACAGGCUGCACGAUGAUUGCUCGAAAGCCCUGCAAUCAAGUGAACCAGCAACAAGAAGCAGCCCGGAGGUACACUUGUGGCAACCUCCUCCUAUCAAUAUAAUUAAAGUUAAUUUUGAUGGAGCCUUCAAUCGUGCAACCUGUACUGGCACCGGAGCUUGUGUUGCAAGGAAUCACAACGGCAAGCCAAUCCAUUCCCAUGCCCAGGUUUUCAACCAUGUCCAGUCACCAAUGGUAGUGGAGGCUCUAGCUUUGCGGGAAGCAAUUCUGGUAGCCAGAAGAUUGCAGGUGAUGGAAAUUAUUUUUGAGGGCGAUGCUAAAUGCAUCAUUGAUGCCAUGAAAGGAGAGCUUUCUGUAGACUUGGAUUGUGAUGUGAUCCUUGAGGACUGUAGAAGGCUCUGUCAAACCUUUAGAUUAGUUUCUUUCGAAUUUAUUAGACGUUCCGGAAAUUGGGUGGCUAAUUAUUUAGCUAAAAGAUCCCUUAGAGAUAACUUGUUUUGUUACAAUACUCUAGCACAAUUGACGUGGCUAGAAUCGAGACUCAUGUAG
Molecule: messenger RNA, 798 nt
Organism: Mercurialis annua (annual mercury)
Lineage: Eukaryota; Viridiplantae; Streptophyta; Magnoliopsida; Malpighiales; Euphorbiaceae
Exons: 3
Coding region: 1-798 (265 amino acids)
Molecular function (GO): RNA-DNA hybrid ribonuclease activity; nucleic acid binding
Source: RefSeq, a predicted model, not a curated record